UCAUCUGGAAUAAAAUUACCUGUGAGUCAGUAAUACAUGCCAUGGGGCAGUUCAAAUCCAAACGUGGUGGGUUGGACCCGGGCGUUGUCCCCAAUGUCCACAUCUCAACCAAUGAUGAAGGACCUCCCAGGUACUCUUCACAUGGUAUUCCUUCAACCAUCAUCAUCUCGGAUGUCGAGUCAAGUGCAUUAGAAGGUGGCUCGAAGGCGGAGCUACAGAGAUUUUCCAUCUACAGCACGUUAGACAAGGUGCCACAACAGGGGCAUUAUGCCAACACACUGCCGCAAAAGCAGCUGAGGGCCCGACCAUCUCUUGAGGCUCUCCGCAGGGCAUUUAAGGAGGCGGAGGCGGGAGUAGAGGUCCCCACCACAGACUCAGGAGUUAGCAGUCUCCCAGACAGUGGAACUGAAGAGUCAAAAGCUCCACCAAAGAAUGCUCCUGUUAGAUUUGGCUGGAUUCUUGGAGUCCUGAUACGUACCAUGCUGAAUAUUUGGGGAGUCAUCCUGUUUCUCCGCCUAACGUUGAUCACUUCUCAGGCAGGCAUUGUGUUGACCUGGGUUAUUAUCCUGAUAUCUGUUGCGAUUACCACAGUAACUGGCAUCUCCAUCUCUGCCAUCGCCACCAACGGGAAGGUGCUCGCAGGUGGGCCGUAUUUCCUGGUCUCCCGCUCUCUGGGUCCUGAAAUUGGUGCCCCAAUUGGGUUGAUCCUUUCCUUCGCCAAUGCUCAGGCCUCUGCGCUCAAUGCCGUUGGCUUUGGAGAGGUGGUCGUGACUCUGAUGCAGGAUUCUGGUGUUGUCAUUGUCGAUUACUUGAAUAACGUCCGUCUUGUGGGCGUGCUCACAAUAGUGGUUCUUCUGCUCAUCUCAUUGGCUGGAAUGGAGUGGGAGACCAAGGCCCAGGUUGUAUUCUUUGUAUGUCUCAUGUCCUCGUUUAUCAGCUACAUCGUGGGAACCCUCAUUCCGCCCACUCAAGAGAAACAGGCCCAAGGCAUCUUUGGAUACAACAGUGAGAUCUUUAUAGCAAACCUGGCACCAAAUUGGAGUGGACCUGAUGGCAACUUUUUCCAGAUGUUUGGCCUUUUCUUCCCCGCUGUCUCUGGCAUCCUGUAUGGAGUCAGCAUCUGUGGAGACCUCAAAGACCCUAAUAUUGCUGUCCCCAAAGGCACCUUGCAUGCCAUUUUCUGGACUACACUCUCCUAUCUAGUUAUUUCUAUAACUUCUGCAUCGUGUGUGGUGCAGAACGCCUCUGGUAAUAUAAGUGACUUUAUGACUGGAAAUACCACUGGUGUCUGUCUGGGUCAAGGAUGUCAGUUCGGCUGGAACUUCACAGAAUGCAUCGUGUCACAGUCUUGUCAACAUGGCAUGGCCAACACUCAAAAGGUAAUGGGCCAACUAUCAGGUUGGUACUACCUCAUCAUUAUUGGUGCCUUUGCAGCCACCUUGUCGUCUGCUCUUGGCUACCUCGUCUCUGCUCCUAAAAUCUUUCAGUGUUUGUGCAGAGACAAUAUAUACCCAUACAUUGGAAUCUUUGCCAAGGGCUAUGGGAAAAAUGAUGAGCCACUCCGGGCCUAUGGGCUCUCCUUCAUCAUUGCUGUGGCCUUCACUCUCAUUGGUAGCCUGGACACCAUUGCAAUCUUGAACUCGAGCUUAUUCAUGUGUGUCUACACCCUCAUCAACUUUAGUUGCUUUCACGCUUCAUUCACAAACGCUCCAGGUUGGAGGCCGCAGUUUAUUUACUACAAUAAAUGGGUAUCUUUUGUUGGAGCAUUGGUCUCUUUCAUACUGAUGUUCCUACUUAGCUGGUGGGCUGGUCUCAUCACUUUGAUCGUCUACAUCCUCCUGUAUCUAUACAUCUACUACAAAAAGCCAAAUGUGAACUGGGGUUCAUCAAUCCAGGCAGGUUCAUACAACAUGGCUUUGUCAGCCUCUGUCGCUCUAUCUGGUGUAGAGGAUCAUGUCAAAAAUUUUAGACCGCAAUGUCUGGUCCUAACUGGGCCACCAACUCAGCGACCAGCCCUGGUGGACUUUGUUGACUCCUUUACCAAACAUGCAAGCCUCAUGAUCUGUGGCGACAUAAUCAUGGACAGACAGACUCAGCCACAGGAGGCCACAGAUCGAUUGGUAAAGUGGAUGAACAAGAGGAAGGUGCGCUCCUUUUAUUCUCCUUUCACGGCUGACAGCCUCAGAGUUGGAGCUCGACACUUGCUACAGGCUUCUGGUAUAGGCAAGCUGAAGCCCAACACUCUGGUCCUGGGCUUCAAGUCAAACUGGAGAGAAAGUUCUCCUGAAAGCAUUGAAGAUUAUGUCAACACCAUAAACGAUACCUUCGACUACAAAUACGGUCUAUGUAUCUUGAGGAUGAUGGAAGGAUUGGAUACCUCUGACCAGUUUGAUUUUGAAGUGAACCAGGGUUUUGAGCCUGAUGAAUCUGCUGAAAAAGUGGACCAGCAAUCUUCUGAGGGUGAACCCGCUCCAACUGAUAAUAUGACCAAUGAAGGCGAUAGUGGUGAGAUGGAGACAGUGUUUCAGGAUGACCAGGGGAAGAAGACCAUUGACAUCUACUGGAUAGCAGAUGAUGGAGGUCUGACUCUGCUGGUGCCUUACCUGCUCACCAGGAGGAAACGCUGGAGCCGCUGUAAGGUCAGAGUCUUCAUCGUAGGAGAGGAACAAAACAUGGAGGAAAGCCGCAACGAGAUGCUUGCUCUUCUGAAACGGUUUCGUUUGGAUUUUAACAACGUUACAGUCAUGACGGACUGCGAGAAGCGUCCACAGGCCAAGUACCUUGAUAGGUUUGUGGACAGUGUCGCCCCGUUCAGGCUAUAUGAUGAACCGCAGGAAGGUGUCUCAGUCUCUCAAAACGCUCCAUGGAAAAUAUCAGACAGAGAGUUUGAGGCCUUCAAACUUAAGUCUGAGGCAAAAGUGAGACUGAAUGAAAUCAUCCGGAGGAAUUCAAAACGGGCUGCUCUUGUGGUUGUGAGCCUUCCUGUGCCACACAGCGACUGCACUAGUGCUCUGUACAUGGCCUGGCUGGAUACUCUGACCUGUGGCCUCCACUGCCCUGUGGUGCUGAUACGAGGAAACCAGGAGGAUGUGCUCACUUUCUACUGCCAGUGAAU
This is a messenger RNA of Perca fluviatilis (European perch), 3115 nucleotides long. RefSeq names its product solute carrier family 12 member 3-like. Bases 42 to 3113 code for a protein of 1023 amino acids. Gene Ontology annotation, molecular function: sodium:potassium:chloride symporter activity. The record is from RefSeq and is a predicted model, not a curated record. Gene Ontology annotation, biological process: sodium ion transmembrane transport; potassium ion import across plasma membrane; chloride transmembrane transport. NCBI's taxonomy places the organism in Eukaryota, Metazoa, Chordata, Actinopteri, Perciformes, Percidae. Gene Ontology annotation, cellular component: membrane. The transcript has 28 exons.